ACGCUCACUGAUUAAGUGUUUCCUUCGCAUGCACUUUCAGCUUUUGCUUAUAUAUAAUACUGAGAGUUUGACACUUCGUUUCAUUGUCUUCAUUAUUGCUAUCCACCCUCUUUGAUCAAAAUUCUACUGCGUACUUUCAGUUUCUUCAUUGCAGCAACCUUCUUUUGCUUUUACAGACCCCAAAAGAAAAAUAAAAUUUUUAAAAAAAUCUUUUGCCUUAUUUUACUUUCUUUUACUUCUCAAAUUAUAAAAGUCAAUCAAAAGAAGAAGAAAAAGAGUAUUGCCUUUGGAGGGGAUAGCAUUUAAAUUCCUGGUUUUCAUUUGUCUCUUGAUUUGAUUGUGUCACUUUCACGAAUUCAUUUUGCUCUUACUUAGCGAUUGUUCCUGAACGAGCCUUAUUCAUUACAGGGGGGAAAAAAAAGAAUCAGAGUUCUUAGCACUAUGUACUCCCAGUUCUAUAAGCAAAGGAAUUUGAAGAGCAACUGGCCUCAUUCAUCACCCAAAGCGUGAAAAGGUAUCCCCAGGUAUGGCCGAGGCCUAAUCCUCCAAGAUACUGUCGGGCGCAUAUGCGGGGACCUCUCCCAAGAAAGUUUUUUACAUCCACAAGGGCUCGAACCCGAGACAUUGAUUACAUUUUCUUUCACCUGUUAUCAGAAGUAUCUUAUUAAGAAAAACAAAAGUGUUAGAGACUGAUCCUCUGUGUUCGUCUUUUAAAGCUUAGUCUCACGAUCUAAGAUGUAUGAGUACCGAAUUUCAAAGGCAAAAUAAAGAAGCAAGCAAAUUAGUAGCAUGGAGAUUCUCACCGUAAUUAUUCCUGAGGUGGUUGGAAAAGUAAUCGAGUACACUGUUGUUCCAGUUGGACGUCAAGUGGGUUAUCUAAUUCACUACAAAAGCAACCGUCAGAAUCUAAGGCGCCAAUUGAAGAACUUAAAUGCUGCCAAAGAAAGGCUGAAGCAUACGGUUUUUGAAGUUGAAAGAAAAGGUAAAGGAAUCCAUGAUGAUGUCCAGAACUGGAGUAGAGAAGCAGAUGAGAUCACUCAAGAGGCAGAAACAUUCUUGGAUGAUGUAGGCCAAGUAAGGACAAAGUGUGUCCAUGGAAUAUGUCCUAAUCUGGUAUCCUAUCAUCAGCUUAGCAGGAAGUCUACAAAAUUGAUAAAAAAGAUUGAACUCCAUGAAAAAAUAGAGUUUCCUAGUGUUUCUUACAAUGCUCCCGCAGAAGAGAUAUUUGCCACACCCUCCGAAGACUACAUGGCCUUCGAAUCAAGGAAUUCAAUGGUGAAAAAAAUCUUGGAGGAAUUAAGAAAUCCUGGUACCAACUUGCUUGGUGUAUACGGAACUGGUGGGGUGGGGAAGUCCACACUCGUCCAAGAAGUUUACAGACAAGCUAAAAAAGAGAAUUUGUUUGAUGAUGUGGUUAUAGUAUUGGAUGCCAAGCAGUAUCCAGAAGCCGAAAAAAAGGAAAGAAUUCAAAAGAAAAUUGCUGAAAAGUUAGAUAUGGAUGUUCAGGAAAGUCAGGAUAUAGAAGGAAGGGCAAAAACUCUAUGGAAUAGGAUAAAAGACAAGAACAUUUUUGUAAUUUUAGAUGAUGUAUGGGAAGCAAUUAAGUUGGAGGCUUUGGGACUUCGCCCAAUGGCAACUUGUAAAAUAUUGUUGACGUCUAGAGAUCGAGUCUUUGAGAUGCGUACACAAAAAGAGUUUCGGCUUGAAGUUUUAGGCAUGGAAGAAAAUUGGAGUUUAUUUGAGAAGAUCGUAGGCGAUGUUGUUGAAGAUGACCGUAUAAGAAAAGUAGCAACAAAAGUAGCCAAAAAAUGUGGAGGCUUGCCGGUUUUAGUAGUUGCAGUUGCAAGCGCUUUAAGAUCAGAGAAUACUUUAGAGGUAUGGAAAGAUGCCUUGAGGCGCUUCAAAAGUCGAUUGGCAAAACCAGCGUACUUGGCUCUAGAAUGGAGUUACAAUCGAUUAGAUGGCGAGGAGCUUAAGCCAUUGUUCUUGCUCUGUGGAAUUAUUGCAGGGGGGAGCUGUAGCAUUUCCCUCAGUGACUUGUUGAAAUAUAUUAUGGGUUUGGGUUUGGUUAAAAAUGUUGAUCGAGUGGAAGAGGCACGGGAUACAUUGCUUUCACUAGUUAAAAAGCUUAAAGAUUCUUGCCUGCUGCUAGAGAGUUAUGAUGAUGGAAGAGUUAGAAUGCAUGAGCUUGUACGAGAUGUUGCUAUCUGGAUUGCAUGUAGAGAUCAACAUGCCUUAUCAAGAGCAUAUGGAGAUGAGUUGACAGAAUGGCCACAUAGGGAUUUCCUUAAAAAAUGCUCUGCUAUCUCCUUAAACUAUUGCAAGAUCCCCAAGCUUCCUGAAGUACCUUGGGUAUGCCCAGAAUUAAGAUUUUUUAAGUUGGUAAAUCAUAAUAACGAUGACUCCCUGGAAAUAACAGGCAACUAUUUUGAAGGGAUGAAUGAACUCAAAGUGGUCGAUGUAACUGGACUGCGUAUUCCGUCACUACCUCCAUCUCUUCAAUCCCUAACAAUUCUUCAAACGUUGUGCUUAGAUCAGUGCGUGUUGGGGGACAUAGCUCUUGUUGGACAGCUAACAAACUUGAAAAUCCUUAGCCUUAUACACUCUCACGUUAAAGAGUUGCCUAAACAAAUAGGGCAGUUGACUUGUCUACAAUUGUUGGAUUUGACAGGUUGCUCUGAACUUGUACUAAUCUCACCUGGGGUUAUAUCAAGCUUGACAAGGCUAGAAGACUUGAGAAUGGGAAUAAACAGCUUUAAGCAAUGGGAAGGCGAAGGUUUCAUCGAUGGAAGAAGAAAUGCUAGCAUUAUAGAGCUGAAGCACUUGUCUCAGCUAACCGCAUUAGAGAUACAUAUUCCGGAUGCUAAAAUACUUCCAGCAAACUUAUUCUCCGACAAGUUAGAAAGGUACACCAUCCUUGUUGGUGAUUGGCCAAGUCCUCAUACCAAUGAUACCUCCUCUAACGUGCUCAAACUCAAGCUGGCUACGAGAAAUCAAUUCGACCGAGGUAUAAAAUCACUGCUGAAGAAAUGUGAGGAUUUGUCCUUGGAUGGGAUGGAGGCUGUAAAUAUUAUUUCCUAUCUAUUAGACAGCGGCAGCGCUAAACAACUGAAGCGUCUCCACGUCCAAAACAAUGAUGAAGUUAUAUCAAUCAUUAACUCCGUCAGUUGGAGUUAUUCUCGUAAUGCCUUCCCCAUAGCUGAGCCUUUUCCAAAAUUAGGGUCUUUGACAUUGCGGAAUCUACCAAAGCUUAUUGGUUUCUCCUCCGAAGACAAAAGCAGGUCAAUUGUAACUACAAGAACGCACAAGCAGUUAACGAUUGAUACAGAGGCUGAAGAAAUCAUUUUGGAGAAUGAAAUUGGUGGACCCACGAAACUUUUCUUGAAUGGGGAGGUUCUGAUGGGCCACUUAACAACCUUGAUCUUGCACCAAUGUGAUGGUUUAAGAUUCUUGUUUUCAUUUUCUAUGGCUAGAAGUCUUGUUCAACUCAAGCAUCUUAAGAUAUCCCACUGUCAAAUCAUGGAAGAGAUAGUAACAAAAAUUGAUUGCAGCGAGGAAAAUACAGAUAACAUAUUUUGCAAGCUAAAACAUCUACAACUGCAGUAUCUUCCAAGCCUCGUUAGAUUCUGCUCGGGAAGUUAUAUUGAAUUUCCAUUGUUAGAGCUGUUACAUCUAGAAGAUUGUACUAAAAUGGGGACUUUCAUAUUUGAUUCGAAGAGCGAAAGUGUUACAAUCGGGAAACAAACUGAAGAGAGGGACUUGAAGGAGAAUGUUGAGACUGAUGUACAAUACUUUAUCUUGGAUCAAAAGGUAGGAUUUCCUAGCUUGGAGAUAUUGAUCAUCCAUGACCAGCCUAAGUUGCUAGGUAUAUGGCACAGCCAACUUGCUCCAAACUCGUUUUGCAGACUUCGGAAAGUUAAAGUUUUCAGAUGCCACAGCCUAACAAAUAUCUUUGCGCCAAGUAUGAUUGGAAGAUUGAAUGCUCUAGACACAUUAGAGAUAAGGCAUUGCCAGUCACUACAAGUGGUAUUUGAACAAGCAUAUUACACAUCAACCACUGAAUUGAAAACAUUUGAAUGCCCCAGUCUUGAUUUAAUUCGUAUAGAUUCGUGUCAGAGUUUGAAAAAUAUAUUUCCAGCCUCAGUGGCCACAGCUCUUCAACAUUUAAGGGAGCUGCACGUGGAGAAUUGUGGAACAUUGAAGGAAAUUGUUGCGGAGGAUGGACUAGAAGCAACACCCACGUUUGUGUUCCCAAAAUUAACAUAUGCAAUAUUUCAAAAGCUGCCCCAACUGAGGAGUUUCUAUUUUGAGCUGCAUGUUUCCAAGUGGCCAUUACUCAAAGAAUUGGUAUUUUUGGAAUGUGGUAAUGUGGAGAUUUUUGCUUUCGAGUUUUCAAGAUUCCGAGAAAAGCUUGAGUUGGGUCUCCAUGCUCCAAUCAAACAACCUUUCUUCUUACUUGACAAGGUUAAUUCAUUUCCCAGCUUGGAAACAUUGGGCUUGGACGUGAACACGGAGACUUGGUCUGAACCGUGUAGUCCGCUGCCAGCAGAGUUGUUUAGCAAUCUAAAAACUAUUGCUUUUUCUUGUGCACACCCCAAGUCAUUUGGUUUCCUUGAGAAAUUACAUAAUCUUGAAGAGGUCGUUGUUCAUUGUGGCCCUUGGAAAGAAAUAUCUGUGUAUGAAGGAAAUAGUAGCGGGGAAACACAUGCAGUGGGGACAACCCUCCCACAAGUAAAGAAUUUGUGUCUCAACAAAAUGGGGGAGCUAAUGCAUCUAGGGAAGGAUAACAUCCAACCAGCAAAUCACCCAGUUUUUCCAAACUUGGAAAUUCUGAGGGUGUACGAAUGUGGCAGAUUAAAGAAUCUAACUUCAUCUACAAUAUCAUUUCGGAAUCUAACCACUUUGGACGUAUGGUGUUGUGAUGGACUGAAAAACUUAACAUCUUAUUCGGUAGCUAAAUGUUUGCACCAACUCAAAAAGCUGGUAGUCGAGCAUUGUAAAAGCAUGAUAGAAAUAGUGGGAGGCAACGGAGAAGAAGAUGCAGGAAAUUAUGAGAUUGCUUUCAGCUGCUUGCAACAUUUGACACUUAAUUAUCUUCCAAGUCUGCAAGGCUUUUGCUCAUCACGAAAUUGCACCGUCAGAGUCCCAUCCUUAAACUCUUUAAUGGUCAAGAAAUGCAUGAUUGAGUUGACAACUUCCCCUGAUGGAUUACUGAUCGUAAGUGACCCAAGACCAGAAAGACGACAGAUAACAGAGGAAGUGGAAGAAAAAGAAAAAAAAGAAGAAGAUGAUGGCAGUGAAACGGAGGACCUGUAGCUGAUAGCCGAUACAAAUUUAUGCUGCAAGACUCCAUAUUUGAUAGGUUGCAAGCUGCCGCCUCCAGGCACACUUGUUUGAGUGGAAGAUUGUGCCGGUGUGUAUUAGUAGGCACACCUGUUUGAAUGGAAGAUUGUGCCGGUGUGCAUUAGUGAAUCUGUGUUGGCAUUGAUCCAUUCCAAGCCAUGUUAUAUUAUGCUUGUGUUGGAUUGUGGAUAGGCGCUCUGGGAUACAAGUGUGAUCUAUAUCGGAGCCUUGUUCUGGUUCAGAGCUCUCUACUUUUUCGGCUUUGGCGAUUGGUUCAUGUCUCUCUCAGCUUUGUUACUGUUGUGGUUGUAAAUGGAAGCUUCAUCUGUUAACAGAAUUGUUUUUUUUUUUUGUUUUUUUUUUCCUUCUUUGCGUGUUUACUUGGAUUAAUUGGUAUGUGUACCAAUGUGUGGGAACUGUUGUGUGGUUUGUGUUGUUUGGGCCCAAAUUAUGCACACCAGCCCAGUCAGCUAUUGGGCUCACUUUACAAACAGGAUAUGGGAUCUAUUUGCCAAAAA
Prunus avium (sweet cherry) is the source of this 5861-nucleotide messenger RNA. Lineage: Eukaryota; Viridiplantae; Streptophyta; Magnoliopsida; Rosales; Rosaceae. The record is from RefSeq and is a predicted model, not a curated record.